AUGCUUCGCAACGGUGCUACGCGCUUCGCGAGAUCAAUUACCGCGCCCGCUGCGCGCCCAUUCGCGUCCGCUCAACGGACGGCCCCUGCACAUCAAUGGACCACACAGUUUGGUUCUCUGGCGUCCAAGCGGCCACAAACAUCGCAGUUGGCACGCAUAACUCUGAUCAAAUCUUCAAUCCUUCGCCGAAAUAUCACAAAGGAGCAGGAGAAGGCGGAGGAGAAAUAUGCACACGAGAAGCUUGAACCCACACCAGAACGCGUGUCGACGACCAGCACAAUUCAUCCCUUCCUCUCCGAACAUGGCGCCCCUGCGCCUGAGCCAGAUGUCGAUAUGAUGAAGGGUGUGAAGAGCGACUUGGAAACCAUUCGCGAAACCUUCAGUCUGAAAGACGUGCCAAGAGAGGCCUACUACAUGGGUCUUGCUGGUACUAUUCCUUACCUUGGUACUUCACUUGCUACGGUUCUAUGCGCAUACGAGAUCAAUCACUCGGUCGCUGGGCAAGGCGCGAUUCUAUCAGAGCACUCAGCAACACAACUACUGCAUCUCCUUGAGCCUAUUCAGAUUGGAUAUGGAGCCAGCAUCAUCUCGUUCUUGGGUGCAAUCCACUGGGGCUUGGAAUGGGCCAAGUACGGGGGAGUUCACGGCUAUCCUCGCUACGCAAUUGGUGUCUUCGCUCCCAUGGCUGGCUGGAGUGCAACCGUUAUGCCCAUUGAGUAUGCUCUGAUCACCCAGUUCUUGAGCUUUGUUGGGCUGUACUUCAUCGAUACUCGUGCCGCGCUCAAGGGCUGGACGCCUCCAUGGUACCGCGAGUACCGAUUCAUCUUGACUUUCAUCGUCGGUGUCAGCAUUGUUGUCACUUUAAUUGGCCGUGGUGAGGUCUCGGCCAAGGUCGGAAGGAUGCCAGGUGCGGUCGACAGAGUCAAGGCUCUCCGCGAGGGGUCUGAGUACAAGCUUGCAGAGGAAGAAGAGGCCAGAAUUGCUGCCAAGAAGGAUGCAGCGGCCAGCGACGACAGAGACAAGCACUAA
Molecule: messenger RNA, 1029 nt
Organism: Ascochyta rabiei
Lineage: Eukaryota; Fungi; Ascomycota; Dothideomycetes; Pleosporales; Didymellaceae
Exons: 4
Coding region: 1-1029 (342 amino acids)
Source: RefSeq, a predicted model, not a curated record